Misgurnus anguillicaudatus (oriental weatherfish) is the source of this 2828-nucleotide messenger RNA. It is a transcript of the gene nrros, whose product is annotated as negative regulator of reactive oxygen species. Lineage: Eukaryota; Metazoa; Chordata; Actinopteri; Cypriniformes; Cobitidae. Gene Ontology annotation, molecular function: protein binding. Gene Ontology annotation, cellular component: extracellular matrix. The record is from RefSeq and is a predicted model, not a curated record.
UGAAAGUUUUCACAACCGUUUUCACAACUCGUGACAUCUGAUCUAAGAACAGUUGAAACGAGCAGAAACGAUGGAGCAGUAUCUUAGUGACAGGAAGGGUGUGAGCUCUUGGUGGUUUCCUCUUCAGUAGUAUCUGAUGGGUGAAACCAGCAGUGGGUGCUUUGGGCGUGUUCUGUUGGUAGAGUUUGUGGUCUACUGAACAAGACCGAAUUACAGUUAAAAUGUUUGUGCAACAAUUUUUUCUUUUUGCACAUACGUUUUCAAAUGUGCUUCCCACGAUAACAUAUCGAUAUCGAAUGACAGUUAUUGAUAUCUUCAUCAUAGGCUUGAUACUGAAACUGAAAUGCUUUUGCUGUUGUGGGAUGUGGUCAGCUUUUUUUUCUUCACAUUUAACGUGCAUAUUUCUGACCCCGCAGUGGGUGUGUGAAAAAUAUGAUCUCGACUGGCUUCAUGUGACAUGCGUUUCCGUUGCAUGCUUGCUUCCGCAAUUACUAAAGACAAGAGCGGAGAUGCAGAUGUCAGGCACUUUGCAUCUCCAAGCCAGCAGAACCUCCCCACAAACCGAUGUAAUGGUCUACUGUGAACUUCACAGUGGAGCGGAGGGCACGAUCCUGGCCGCUAGGCGAUCAUGUUAAGAUGCCGGUUUUUGAUCGUCCGUCCAUCCUGGUCCAUCAUGCCGUGGUAUCGAUACUGGUCCUGUUUUCGGCUUCUGGACAUCCACAGGUCCUCCCCUGCAGACUGAUUCAAAGCACUGCUGUGUGCAACAACUGUCAGCUCUCCACAGUACCAACCCAUUUAUCGCAACAAACCGAGGAGAUCUUUCUCGACAACAACCUUCUUGUAAAUUUACAGGAUGGUUGCCUCUCGAGGUACCCUAACAUUCGAACCUUCAGCUGUGCAAACAAUCACCUGAGGACAGUUGAGGAGAAUGUAUUCUCCCAGUCGCCUCUACAAAACCUCAACUUUGCCGAAAACGAGCUUUGUUACGGACACGAGCAAGUCGCCAAGGCAUUAAGCUAUCUGACUCAAUUAAAGACUCUUGAUCUUUCAGGUAAUGGCCUCACAGAAGACAUGGUGUCUUUGUUGUUACAAAACCUGUCCUCUAUUGAGACGCUGUACUUGUCCAGGAAUGCCAUGUUGAGGUUGGACAGGUCAACGUUUAGAGGUCUUGUUCAGCUUAAGGAGCUGAAUGUCGAGAGGAACUUGUUGUUUGAGAUUGAUGGUGCGUUUGACCACAUGAAGAAACUCAAGAGGUUGAACUUGGCCUUCAACUGCUUGCCAUGUUUGGUCGGUUUUGAGAUGACCCAGUUAGUGGUUUUAAACGCCAGCCACAAUUCAAUUGAAUGGUUUAUAACCAAUCAGGAUUUACAAGAGACAUUUCAACUUGAGACGCUGGAUUUGUCCGAUAACCAGUUGAUUUUCUUUCCGUUCCUCCCGACUCGAAACCGUAUAAAGACUUUGUUUUUGUCCAAUAAUUUGAUAGACUUUUACCAACACUUAGCAAAUAACACAUCUUCAAACUGGACCACCAGUGUUGAAUACUACAACCUAGGAAAGAACGUGAGCAAUGUAACCAUGAAUCUCUGGAAUGAGAGUCUCCACGGUGAUCUUUCCAACGUGGAGCUUCUGGACUUGAGCGGGAACCAGGUGAACUACUUCCCAGAAGGAUUUAUUCAACAGAUGCCACGUCUGUACUGGCUAAAGCUGAGAAGGAACUGUUUGCAGUCCUUCAGUUUGACACCUGAAGAUCUACCCGUCACCCUGUAUGAACUGGAUGUUAGCAAAAACAGACUAAUGGAGCUGAAAACAAGCCAACGGUCCAUCAGCGAACUAAAUAAUCUCACAUAUCUGAAUCUGAGCAUGAAUGACCUGCUGAAUUUCCCACCUGGGAUAUUCACCAGUCUACCGAGUAUCUCAGCAAUAGACCUCAGUCAUAACACAGUACGCGUAUGUGAUUCCCAAGAAUCGGACUACAUGAGCUCGGAGUGUGUUGUUUGGUCCAACAUUGUUACACUGAAACAUCUCUAUCUUGCGGACUGUAGCAUUCGAAACAUCCCGUCUUCAGCAUUUAAGGGCUCGCCCCUAACACACCUUGAACUGUCCAAUAAUCCUGAUCUACAGGUGGACCAGGACUCUUUGGCAGGUCUCAGUAAUACUUUGCAGCAUCUGGGACUUGGCAACACAGGGUUUAAAAACUUUGACUUUUCUCCGUACACCCAUUUGAAGUCUUUAAACAUCUCAAAAAACUCAAUAUCGGAGCUUCCUGCGUCUCUAAUGACAUUAAACCUAAAUCUUCUGGACCUUAGGGAUAACUUGUUGACAACCAUCCCUUCGGAUCACGCCGCCACACUGGCUCAGAGACUCCAGGCCGUUUAUAUGAACGGAAAUGCUUUUAACUGCUGCCAUUUAGAUUGGUUUAGGAUGUUCAAGGAAUAUAAAAGCAUCAGAGUUGUCGAUCAAUCAGAAAUUACUUGUUUGGACUCAAACUACAAAUGGCAUAAAGUCAUGCUCUUCAACGCAGUUCGCUGUGGUCACGCUAACAAUGGGGAAUCAAUUGUGUGGUACAUUCUCCUCUUCGCAACAGUCAGCAUUUCCAUUGUGGGCAUCUCUGUCAUUUACCUGCUCACUUUCAAGCCAAAAAUGUUGCCUCGUGCUAUUAAGAAGAGGUGCUGGAGGCCCACUUCCUAUUGAAAGCAUGCAAUUGUAAAACAGAACAUGAAUAAGAUAUUCACUUUAUAUUUAGACCACAUUGGUCUGUAAGCAUGUGAAUGUAUAUACUUUUAUGGUCAUUAAAGUUUGUGAAAUAUUUCAAAUAUGGCUGCUGAAAA